AUGGUGAAAAUUCCUGCUCAAUUGAUUGAGCUAACCUUUUUAGCAACCUUCAAUUUUUUUCCCAACCACCUGUCAGGCAAAGCUCAUGAUAAAUUACAGUUUGGAACCUUUGAUGAAAGAAGUUAUAUUGGUAAUCAUGGUCUCUGUGGACCAUUCAUUCAUAGCUUUGACAUUGUUGAAGAACCAUCAACAUCAACUUCCAAUGAAGAGAAAGAUGAGGAUGCAAUAGACAUGGAAGAGGCCAAGGUAGCUUUGAUACCUGUGAAGCGACUGAAAUUGGCUUUUUGCUGGAAGAGGGUGGUUGUGGGAGGUGGUGGGGUGUCUCUUGUGGAGGGGAAUCGGGAUUGGGAGGUAGCGUUGACAAUGGCGACACCUGGAGAGGGGAAGUUUGAGGGGAAUGGGGAGGUGAUUCCAUGGGUUUCUGAUAGUGAGGAUGGAGAAGAUGAGGGCGAAAAUGAAAAUGCAGGGGGAAAUGAUCCGCAGAGUGAUUGCUGUAGCUGGGAGCGAGUCACGUGCAAUCAUACCACAAGUCACGUGAUCGAGCUCCCCUUGGACAACGUUUAUUAUGAUCUUCCCUUUUUCUCGUCGCUAGUGAAUAUGUCCAUGUUCCAGCCACUGAAAGAACUCAGAAUCCUUAAUUUAUCUUACAAUGGAUUUGAUGCUGGUUCUGAAAGCUUGGCAAGACUGGAAAAGCUAGAGAUUUUGGAUCUUAGUCAUAACAGCUUGGAUGAAAGCAUCAUGCCAUCACUGGGUGGACUCACAUCCCUUAAGAAACUAAUUCUAUCACAAAACGCGUUUGGUAUCUAUCCUAAACAAGGUUUCCCAAAUUUAUCAAAUCUGAGCGGGCUAGAGUAUCUAGAUAUAAGGGGAAAUUACAUUCAGAAAGUCAGUUUCAGGUUAUUGGGUAGACUAUCAUCUCUCAAAUAUCUAGAUCUCUCUUCCAAUUCCUUGGAAGGGCCUCUUCCUCUCCAUGAAAUUUCUAAUUUAAGCAAGUUGGAGCUGCUUAUUUUGGAAGAUAAUUCACUCAAUGGAACUUUGCGAGUCCAAGAUUUGAAAAGUUUUGCAAAUUUACAAAUUUUAGAUCUGGGUAUAAAUGAAUUGGAUGGGAGCAUUCUUCCUGGACUUUGUGCAUUAAAUAGACUUCAGGAGGUAGAUCUCAGUUACAAUAAAUUUGAAGGUUCCCUUCCUCCAUGCCUCCAAAAUUUGACAUCCCUUAGAGUGUUAGAUCUCUCGCAAAACAAGUUCAAUGGAAAUGUUUCGUCAUAUGUCAUAGCUGGUCUGAGGUCCCUCGAAUACAUUGAUCUAAGUCAUAAUCAAUUUAUGGGUUCAUUCUCAUUCAGCUCAUUUGGCAAUCAUUCCAAGCUGGACGUGGUAAAAUUCGUAAGUGACAAUGACAAGUUUGAAAUAGAAACUGAAGAUGCAGUUUGGGUUCCAAACUUUCAAUUGAAGGUCCUUGUACUGUCUAACUGCAAUCUGAACAAGAAAAUUCCUCAGUUUCUUCUUCAACAGUGGCAACUGAAAGUAAUUGAUCUCUCUCACAAUAAGUUGAAAGAAAGAUUUCCUGCUUGGUUACUUGCAAAUAAUACUAGACUUGAAUUCCUGAGUCUCAGGAAUAACUCCUUGAUAGGUCAGUUUCACAUACAGCCCUAUCCUUUGGAGAAAGCUAUUCAUGUGGAUCUCUCAGACAAUCAAAUUGAAGGGCAGCUGCAAGAAAAUGUUGGAAAACAAUUUCCUCAUUUGAUAUCUCUUAAUUUAUCCAAAAAUGCUUUUGAAGGUAGUCUUCCUGCUUCCAUUUGUGAUAUUACAAACUUGAAGGAGUUGGACCUUUCUUUCAACAAUUUCUCUGGGGAAGUAGGAUUUACUGCACGUUGCACCAAUUUGGAUGUUUUAGACUUAUCCAACAACAACUUUCAUGGGGAAUUUUUCUCAACUCAUUACCAAUGGAGUGUGUUGGAGGCCUUGCGGUUGAGUGACAACAAAUUUACAGGAAGUCUGCCAAAUAUAAAAUCAUUCAAAUCAUUUUCGCUGUCUUCAUUUGACAUCAGUAACAAUUAUAUGUCAGGGAAGAUUCCCAGAUGGAUUGGUAACUUGACAUGGCUGCAGAUACUUGAUAUGCGGAAUAACUCUUUUGAAGGAGAGCUUACUUGUGAACCAUUUUCUGUUACGUAUUUAGAUCUAUCUCAUAACUUUCUUUCGGGAUCACUACCUUCUUGCUCGAACACAGGAAAUUUAGAGCAAAUACAUCUGCAAGAGAACAACUUCACAGGAUCACUGCCAGAGGCCUUGCUCAAUUCAUCUAAUCUAUUGGCAUUGAAUGUUAGAGAUAACAGGUUGUCUGGAAAAAUUCCCAACAUGAUUGCUGAACUUUCCAAUUUAAGGGUUCUUCUAUUGGGAGGAAACAAUUUGAGUGGCUCUAUUCCAAAGCAAUUGUGUCAGUUGCAAAACAUAAGCUUAAUGGAUCUUUCGAGCAACGCUUUUUCUGGGUCAAUACCCCGCUGCUUCUACAAUAUCACCUUUGGGAAGAUGAGGCCUAAUUAUCAGUCAAUUGCUGAAACGUCAAUUUACCUGCCAUUUUGGACUUGGAUAUAUGAUUAUUACUAA
This is a messenger RNA of Hevea brasiliensis (rubber tree), 2601 nucleotides long. RefSeq names its product receptor like protein 21-like. The record is from RefSeq and is a predicted model, not a curated record. Bases 1 to 2601 code for a protein of 866 amino acids. NCBI's taxonomy places the organism in Eukaryota, Viridiplantae, Streptophyta, Magnoliopsida, Malpighiales, Euphorbiaceae. Gene Ontology annotation, molecular function: protein binding. The transcript is spliced from 9 exons.